Messenger RNA from Rattus norvegicus (Norway rat), 5224 nucleotides. Lineage: Eukaryota; Metazoa; Chordata; Mammalia; Rodentia; Muridae. The record is from RefSeq and is a predicted model, not a curated record.
AGUGGAGUUGGAAUUCCAGUCCUUGAGGACUGGUGGAAAACAUGUAACUGUAACUUCUGCAGCUACAGAAGACACUGAAUCCUUCCUAGCUCUUCCACUCUGCUCACUGGCAUGCGUCCUGAUGCCUCCACAUUUGUAGCUUUAGCCUCCCUUCCCUACGGUGCAGACUUGUCUACUUCAGUCUAGGGAAUAGCAUUUAUUAAGCACCUACAUUACCCCUGGGAUGAAGGAGUUGUUGAUAUUUUAAGUGCUGCUGCCAGCUGCCAUUUUUCUCUUCUCUCUUACCAUAGUGAGGAUUGAACCAAAGGUCCCCUACACCAAGCUCCGACACUGUUCUAGUUUCCCUUCCCUGCCUCAAAGGUAAAGAGUGAAUAUCUCCAACUCCUCUCCAUUUUGAGAACAACGUGCCCUGGGCUCCCAUGCUGGGGUUUCAGAUGUGCCCCACAUACAGUGCAGGCAGUAAUGGCACUGGGACCCAGGGAUUCCUUCAUCCUUGGCAAGCUGGCUGAACUCUCUCCCCAUCUUCAUUCCCAUAUCACAGGAGCAUUUUCAGAACACUUGCCUGAGCCCCCCUUCCUGGAAAUCGUUAACUGUGCCUCACAAACUAAGGCUAGUGAAGGGAGUCAGCUGUCUUAAACAAUCCGCUUCACUGUUGUAUACAGAAAAGUUAAAUGCCGUGAGGUAGAAGUCUGCAUGGCAUAGGAAAAGGAGGUGGCUUCUGUGUCGUCCCAUAGGCCUCACCGUUUCCAUCUGCCAUCUCCCUCGUCUGUUCUGCUGGUAGGGCCUCUGGUGUAUGGACUUGUACAUGAUGAACUGUGAACUUCUAGCCACUUGUAGCGCCCUUGGGUACUUGGAAGGAGGCACUUACCACAAGGAGCCGGACUGCUUGGAGAGUGUGAAGGAUUUGAUCCGAUACCUGAGGCAUGAGGACGAGACUCGAGAUGUGCGGCAGCAGCUGGGAGCCGCGCAGAUCCUGCAGAGUGAUCUCCUGCCAAUCCUCACCCAGCACCGCCAGGACAAGCCUCUCUUUGAUGCUGUGAUCAGGCUGAUGGUAAAUUUGACUCAGCCAGCCUUGCUCUGUUUUGGCAGCGUGCCUAAGGACCCCACUGUACGACACCAUUUUCUGCAGGUUCUAACCUACCUGCAGGCCUACAAAGAGGCCUUUGCCAGUGAAAAGGCAUUUGGAGUCCUCAGCGAAACCUUGUAUGAGCUACUGCAGCUGGGCUGGGAGGAUCGGCAAGAAGAAGACAACUUGCUGAUUGAACGGAUCCUUCUGUUGGUCAGAAAUAUUCUCCAUGUCCCAGCCAACCUUGAGCAGGAGAAGAGGAUCGAUGACGAUGCCAGCAUUCAUGACCGGCUUCUGUGGGCAAUUCACCUCAGUGGCAUGGACGACUUGCUCCUCUUCCUGUCCAGCUCAUCCGCUGAGCAGCAGUGGAGCCUCCAUGUGCUGGAGAUCAUCUCCCUCAUGUUCCGAGACCAGAAGCCUGAGCAGCUGGCAGGAGUAGGGCAGGGACGCUUGGCUCAGGAGCGAAGCACAGAUUUGGCAGAAUUGGAAGUGCUGCGCCAACGGGAGGUGGCCGAGAAGAGAGCCCGAGCCCUGCAGCGAGGAAACAGGCACUCUCGAUUUGGGGGCUCCUAUGUUGUCCAGGGGUUGAAAUCUAUUGGGGAGAGGGAUGUCGUCUUUCACAAAGGCCUUCACAACCUCCAGAACUACAGCUCAGAUCUAGGAAAGCAGCCCCGGAGGGUGCCUAAGCGUCGUCAGGCUGCCCAGGAGCUGUCUGUCCAUCGCCGCUCUGUCCUGAAUGUGAGGCUCUUCCUCAGAGACUUCUGCUCUGAGUUCCUGGAGAACUGUUACAACCCACUCAUGGGUGCAGUCAAGGAUCACCUGCUUCGGGAGAAAGCUCAGCAACAUGAUGAGACGUACUACAUGUGGGCGAUGGCUUUCUUUAUGGCCUUCAACCGAGCUGCUGCCUUCCGCCCUGGCUUUGUCUCUGAGACCCUCAGUAUCCGGACCUUUCACUUUGUGGAGCAGAACCUCACCAACUACUAUGAGAUGAUGCUGACAGACCGCAAGGAGGCCGCCUCCUGGGCACGCAGGAUGCACCUGGCUCUGAAGGCCUAUCAGGAGCUGCUGGCCACAGUGAAUGAGAUGGACAUGUGCCCAGACGACGCUGUCAGGGAGAGCAGUCGCAUCAUCAAAAACAACAUUUUCUACAUGAUGGAGUACCGAGAACUAUUUCUGGCACUCUUUCGAAAAUUCGAUGAGAGAUACCAUCCACGUUCAUUCCUUUGUGACCUGGUGGAGACCACUCACCUCUUCCUCAAAAUGUUGGAGCGCUUCUGUCGGAGCCGAGGGAACCUGAUGGUGCAGAACAAAAGAAAGAAGAGAAAAAAGAAAAAGAAGGCCCAGGAGCAGGGUGUUGCUUUCUCACGUAGCCCUGAGGAGCUGCAGGCCAUGUGGUCAGCGCUGGCAGAGCGGCUGCUGCAGUGCGCCCAGGAACCUGAGCUCAGUGUGGACUCCAUCAUUCCCUUUGAUGCGGCCUCAGAGGUGCCAGUGGAGGAGCAGCGGGUAGAAGCUAUGGUGAGGAUCCAAGACUGCCUUGUGGCUGGCCAGGCCCCGCAAGCCUUGGCCCUUCUGCGGUCUGCCCGGGAAGUGUGGCCUGAAGGAAAUGUGUUUGGCUCUCCAGUCAUUUCCCCAGGGGAAGAAAUGCAGUUGCUAAAACAAAUCCUCUCUGCAACCCUUCCCCGGCAGCAGGAGCCAGUAGAAGGAGAUGCAGAGGAGGAAGAUGAAGAGGAGGAGGAGGAGGAAGAGGAGGAGUUACAGGUGGUCCAGGUGUCAGAGAAGGAGUUUAAGUUUUUGGACUACUUGAAACGCUUUGCAUGCUCAACCAUUGUGCGAGCCUAUGUGCUUCUCCUGCGGAGCUACCGGCAGAACAGCGCUCACACCAACCACUGCAUCGCCAAGAUGCUGCACCGGCUGGCCCAUGACCUGGGGAUGGAAGCCCUGCUUUUCCAGCUCUCCCUGUUCUGCCUCUUCAACCAGCUACUCAGUGACCCAGCCGCUGCAGCCUACAAAGAGCUAGUGACUUUUGCCAAAUACAUCCUCGGCAAGUUCUUUGCGUUGGCUGCAGUGAACCAGAAAGCAUUUGUGGAGCUGCUGUUCUGGAAGAACACCUCGGUGGUUCGGGAAAUGACCCAGGGAUAUGGCUCCCUUGACAGUGGGUCUUGCAGCCACAGAGCCCCUGUGUGGAGCUCUGAGGAAGAGGCCCAGCUUCAAGAACUAUACCUCGCCCACAAGGAUGUAGAAGGUCAGGAUGUAGUGGAGACCAUCUUGGCACACCUGAAAGCUGUCCCUCGGACACGCAAGCAGGUCAUCCACCAUCUGGUACGCAUGGGCCUGGCCGACAGUGUCAAGGACUUCCAGAGGAAAGGGACCCAGAUUGUCUUGUGGACAGAGGAUCAGGAGCUGGAGUUACAGCGGCUCUUUGAGGAGUUCCAGGAUUCCGAUGAUGUUCUUGGUCAUAUCAUGAAGAAUAUCACAGCCAAACGUUCACGGGCUCGAGUAGUGGACAAACUGUUGGCCCUGGGACUCGUGUCCGAGCGCAGGCAACUGCACAAGAAACGGAGGAAGAAGCUGGCGCCCUCUUGCAUGCAGAAUGGGGAAGAGUCCCAGAGAGAUGCUUGGCAGGAAGAUCCAGAAGAAGAAGAGGAAAAAGAAGGCUUGCCAGAGAGUGAGGGUGAGGAGAACGAGGAAGACUUGUUAGCAGGACAGGUCCAGGGCAGCUCAUCUCUUUCUGCUGAAAACCUCCGUCAGAGCCUUUGUCAGGACGGCCUCUCUGCUCCCCUCCUGUGGCUCCAGAGCUCCCUGAUUCGCGCAGCAGAUGACCGAGAAGAGGAUGGCUGCUCCCAGGCCAUCCCUCUGGUGCCUCUGACGGAAGAAAAUGAGGAAGCAAUGGAGAACAAACAGUUUCAGCAUCUGCUACGUAAGCUAGGAAUCCGGGCCCCCUGCUCAGGACAGGAAACCUUCUGGCGAAUUCCAGCCAAACUGAGCUCCACCCAGCUUCGGAGAGUGGCUGCUUCUCUGAGUGAGCAAGAAAACAAGGAGGAAAGAGAGGAGGAGCCAGAGCCGAAUCCAGGAGUCCCUGGAGAGCAGAGUCCCAGUGAGGAGCACCAAGUGAGAGCCCCGAGAGCCCUUUUGUCAGCUCGUAAAAGGAAAGCAGGCCUGGUGUUUCCAAAAGAGGAGGCCACUGGGGAGGAAGAAUGGAAAUCGGUGCCUAAGAAGCAGCAACUGCUGGACAGCGACGAAGAGGACACCGACGACGAGAGGGGAGGGCAAGCAGCAGUGUCGGGAACCCUGAGAAUCCACAAGAAGAAACGGUUUCUGGUUGAGGAUGAAGAUGAGGAUUACUGAAGCCUUUGACAGAUGCCAGUUGGAAGGCACAGAAGCUAUUUCACCUUGCCUGCAUUCAAAGCAAUCUCCUCUAGGAGUUUUAGGCACCAGUGAGAAGAGCAGGGAGAUGCUAAGGUGGCCGGGACUCCUCUCUGGGCUGUCUUCACACAGGGAGCUUCAUACCACAUGACACGUGUGUUCAUACCAUCCUCACCAGGUACUGGACUCAUUUUCUCUCAGUGGUUGAACCCAGGACACAUGAUUGUGCCCGUUACUGCAGUUGGGUAGAGUUGGGAUACACUACUCUCAAGCUGACAAGCAUCCUUGAUUUGUGUUUCUUAUUAAACGUGUAAAAUUAACAAUUGCUGAUCUCAAAGGGACCAACCAGUCUUCUGUUGUGUCUCUGGAACAGAAGAAGGUUAAGUGCUCGCUUCGGCAGCACAUAUACUAAAAUUGGACCAAUACAGAGAAGAUGAGCAUGGCCCCUGCACAAGGACGACACACAAAUUCAUGACACGUUCCAUAUUUAAAAAAAAAAAAAAAAGAGGGGGCUGGGGAUUUAGCUCAGUGGUAGAGCGCUUGGCUAGGAAGCGCAAGGCCCUGGGUUCAGUCCCCAGCUCCGAAAAAAAGAACCAAAAAAAAAAAAAAGAGGAAAGUUAAAAGACAUUUCCUGAACUGAGCGUGGUAGCAUGACCUUCUACUCCCAGAAUGUGGAAGAGAGAAGCAAGAGGAUUGAUUUCCUGAGGGGGAGGGGAAAGAGUGACAUACCCUCUGCCUGGGCCAAUAAAUGUAAUAAAAAAAAUCAGCCUGACAAUAAAUGUGAUUUUAAAAAGA